Molecule: messenger RNA, 1206 nt
Organism: Wasmannia auropunctata (little fire ant)
Lineage: Eukaryota; Metazoa; Arthropoda; Insecta; Hymenoptera; Formicidae
Product: 15-hydroxyprostaglandin dehydrogenase [NAD(+)]-like
Exons: 6
Coding region: 112-891 (259 amino acids)
Cellular component (GO): cytoplasm
Molecular function (GO): oxidoreductase activity, acting on the CH-OH group of donors, NAD or NADP as acceptor
Source: RefSeq, a predicted model, not a curated record
AUAAUUUAACUGCGCGUAAGUCUGAUUGCAUAUAAAAAGCAUCACACCGUCAAGCACUUCUGUAGCUGACUUCCAUUACUUUAUAUCCUCUUAACGCGAUAACAUCAAAUAAUGGACAACGUGCAAAAUAAAACGGCGAUAGUGACGGGCGCUGGGUCCGGUAUCGGUUACCACAUUACCGAAGAAUUAUUGCGAAAAGGCGCGAAGAAAGUCGCCAUUUUCGAUUUGCCGCGAGAAUGUAGUUACAAUGCGACGGUGACUCUGCAAGAGAAAUUUGGAAAAGACCGUGUCAUCUACUUUCCGAUCGAUCUGACAAAUUUGGAAGUGUUCAACGAAACCUUCAAGCAAGCUGUUAAGGCACUCAAUGGACUGGACAUACUUGUUAACAAUGCUGGAAUAUGUUUCGACCGUUGUAUCGAGCAAACGUUUGCUAUUAAUGUCGUAGCACUAAUUCGCGGUUCGGUAUUAGCCAUAGAUUACAUGGAUAAACAAAAAGAUGGCAAAGGAGGUACCAUAGUAAAUAUAGCAUCUAUGGCUGGCCUUGGUUCUUUCGCUGCAUGUCCGGUGUAUAGCUCUUCUAAAUUUGCUGUUGUCGGAUUUGGUCUCAAUCUUGAGAAAUUUUAUGACAAAACUGGAGUUCGUAUUCUGACGAUAUGUCCCAGUUUUACAAAGACGGCAAUGAGCAGUCAAAAAAACAAUCUUCUCGAGUUUAUCGAUGAAGAUGAUAUUACCAAGCUUUAUAGCAAAGAAUUUUUUGACAGUCAAUCUGCUGCUCACGUGGGACAAUCUGUAGUCGUGGCCAUUCAGAAAGGUAAAAACGGAUCGAUUUGGAUUAUUCAUCGUGGUGAGACACCAUAUCCAAUAAAACUACAGCCUUUUAUUGCCGCUUAAAUGUGAAAAUCUUCGCAUGUCAGAGACUUUAUAUGUAUCCCCCUCUUCCUCGCAUAAAAGUCAGAAGAAAACUUUAUCCUCGGAAUCAUGAAUAACACGUUUGUCACAUCGACAUAUAAAAGCACAUUAAUUAUAAAGCAAAUAAAUAAAUAAUACAAUGCAAUACAAACUAUAACUAAAAUUAUAAAGUCUCAAUUCCUGCUUAUAACGCAACGCGGAAAAAGAAAUUAAUUUCCGUUGAAGCGGUAAUGAUACAAGGCAUGAAAAUAAAGUUGAUAAAUCCAAGUGUAAUAAUAAAAUAUUAUAUAGAACACA